UCUCUGGUUAGGUUUCCCACUGCAGUGUUAUCCUCUAGUCGUGACUGUACCAUUUCAUUGUAUUCAUAAACCCUUUGUUGCUCUUUGUGGAAUAUCGUCGGACCUAUGGCGUCUCAAUCCGCCAAUUUAUGGGUCCUUUUGGGAUUGGGCUUGGCUGGAAUCCUGCUAAUGACGAGGAAGUUCAAGAAGGUCAUUAAAGAGGACUUUGGCGCUUUUGUCGAGAAGUUUCUUCUUGUUCCUCCACCGCAGCCUGCUCCCCCUAAAGCCCCUCACCCACUCACUGGCCUCACUUUCGCCGUUUCUGAUGUAUUUGACAUAGAUGGAUAUGUCACCUCGUUUGGCCAUCCAGACUGGGCAAGGGCGCAUGGACCUGCUUCUCAGACAUCUGCUGCAGUUUCUUCUCUUCUUGAAGGAGGUGCAACCUGCAUUGGGAGAACUGUAGUAGAUGAACUAGCAUUUGGUAUAAGUGGUGAAAACAAGCAUUUUGGAACACCAACCAAUCCUGCUGUACAUGCCCGAGUACCAGGUGGCUCCUCUGGUGGUGCUGCUGUGGCUGUUGCUGCUGGUUUGGUUGAUUUUUCUCUAGGUAUUGAUACUGUUGGAGGGGUAAGGGUACCAGCUGGAUUUUGUGGUGUUCUAGGGUUUCGACCUUCUUAUGGGGCUGUUUCUCACAUGGGGCUUAUUCCUGUUUCAACAAGCCUGGACACUGUUGGUUGGUUUGCAAAGGAUCCUAAAGUUUUGAACCGUGUUGGCCAUAUACUACUGCCAGCAUCAUAUGUUGUUCCUCGCAAUCCUCGACAAAUAAUAAUAGCAGAUGAUUGUUUUCAACAUAUAAAUGUUCCUCUGGAAAAGAGUUCUCAGGUGGUGAUUAGAUCCACGGAGAAACUUUUUGGAAGGCAAGUACUAAAGCAGAUGAAUCUUGCGGACUAUUUAAGCUCUACAGUUCCCAGCUUGAAAGCAGUAGCCAGCCAGCAUGUAAAUGGUAGACUGAAAGAUUCUUCACUGAAACUACUUGCCAAUGUUAUGCAGUUUCUUCAGAGACAUGAAUUUAGACUUAAGCAUGAGGAGUGGAUGAACACAGAAAAGCCUACUUUACAUCCUUCUAUUUCAGCUCAAUUGCAAGAUAAGCUUGAGGUAUCAGAUGAAGAUGUUGAAAACUGGAAAUCUGUCAGAAAUGAGAUGCGUAUUGCUGUCAAUUCUCUUCUGAAGGAUGAAGGAGUUUUGGUGAUCCCUACAGUAGCUGAUUUUCCUCCAAAAUUGGGUGGGAAGGAAAUCCUGUCAGAGGAAUAUCAAAGUCGGGCAUUUAGCUUGUUAAGCAUUGCUAGCAUAUCAGGUUGUUGUCAGGUCUCCAUACCACUAGGAAUUCAUGACAAAUGUCCUCUUUCAGUGUCCUUGAUAGCUCGACAUGGUGGUGAUCGCUUUUUGUUGGAUACAGUACAGGCCAUUUACACAACACUCCAAGAGCAGGCAGAGGCUGCUGCCAAAACUAAACCAUCCAGUAAUGUUGUCAGUCAGGAAAAAUCUGCAGAAAUUGCCAAGGAGAAGGGAAAUCAAGCAUUCAAAGAUAAGCAGUGGCAGAGAGCCGUUGGGUUCUAUACAGAAGCUAUCAAACUCAAUGGGAAUAAUGCAACAUAUUACAGUAACAGGGCCGCAGCAUAUCUUGAACUUGGGAGUUUCAUUCAAGCUGAGGCAGAUUGUACAAAAGCAAUAAAUCUUGACAAAAAGAAUGUGAAAGCCUAUUUCCGAAGAGGUACGGCAAGAGAGAUGCUAGGCUACUAUAAGGAGGCAACUGAUGAUUUUAAAUAUGUUCUCGUACUUGAGCCAACAAACAAAAGGGCAGCUUCCUCUCUUGAAAAGUUGAAGGUGCUAUUCUAGAAGCACCUACUUUUGAACGAAGGACUGAGGGCUCAGUAGAACGGUUUUUAUCCAGCGAACUCCCUACAUUGGUAAAUCCAGGUGACGUGUUUAGACUGUUGAGGUAAUCGAAUUGCGUUUCGAGUUUUAGUCACAGAGGAGUAAUGUAAAAUGUGGUUUCUGCAGAAGAAAAGGAAUAGAUAUGAUUUUUUUUUGUCCCUUGUGGCAAGACAAUUUUAAGAGACAUGGAAAGCAUCAAUGCUUCAUUCUCAGCGUUAGUUUGAGGUUCUGUGACACAAGUAAUCCCUGUUUGUCAGAAGGAGGUCCAAUUUUGUUUCUUAGGAUAGAUUCGGAUUGUAGUAUAGCGGUGAAGUGAGGCUUAGUGCUCCUUGGUAUACAAUUAUGCAAUAUUCUUGCAAUAAUCUGCUCUGAUCUGUGCUCAGUUUUGCCCUAUCGAAGUGCUUCACAUAUUGGUUU
This is a messenger RNA of Prosopis cineraria, 2331 nucleotides long. RefSeq names its product translocon at the outer membrane of chloroplasts 64. Lineage: Eukaryota; Viridiplantae; Streptophyta; Magnoliopsida; Fabales; Fabaceae. The coding region runs from base 106 to 1875 and encodes 589 amino acids. The transcript has 13 exons. The record is from RefSeq and is a predicted model, not a curated record. Gene Ontology annotation, molecular function: protein binding.